CUCGGUUCAAAAACUAACGGUUGGGCCAAGACAUGGAAGUGUCUGGUCCUAAACCUCCGGACCCUGAACCAGAGUCUGAGCCUUAAAAGCUAAGCUUAGUUGCGGGGGCGAGUCAGCCCUGAAGGCUUACGGAGUGGUAUGGAUCAGCUUCCAUUCUAUGAGCCGACAUGCCUUCUUACAGCUUGAGGCAUGGGUUAUUAUCCUCCUUGUAAGCUGUAAGCUGUAAGCGCAGCCUUUCCAAUUGACUAAAAGCCCCAAGCGUCCCUGACUAUAUCUCGAUUGCUUGAUUUCUGAUUCUCUUCGAUUAUGAUUUCUGAUUCAGUUACGAGGGUUCCUCAGCCUUGAUCAUCUGCUUUAUCGACUAAUAACAUCUUCCUCUUUCCCUUCAAACCAUAAUCAACUUCCAGAGCAUAUACAAGCGAGGACAUGAGGGGCGACUAUUGCUAACACAGGCGUUGCUGACUUGUCACCAACUUCACAAUGGAGCCGCUUCGGAACGUAUCACGACAAGACUCUGAAAAGUCUGAAGCCCGUCGAGAAAUAAAUCGAUCCAACUCUGCCGUCCAACAUGUCACCGAUACCAUGAUCGCCGUCACGGAAUCUUUUCGCCAUCAUUAUCAACAACAAUAUGGCGGUUACUCUCCAGCAGCACCGGCUCCCACUUACACAAACCUCAAUUCUCACUCUCAGCCUGGACAUUGCUCUCACUCUCGUUCCAAUUCUCAUGCUAGAAGUCCUUUAAGCGUCAGCGAAAUAUCCCCGAAUGUGGAUUUGCUAGACAUGGAUGUGGCGAGCCAGAUGAGUGUAUCAGAGAUGACUGUUUCACCCGUUUCAUCGCAUCGAAGCAACUAUAUACCUAUAUCACUUAUGCCAGGACGACCUCCAAAUGUCGAGACCGAUUCUCUCCUUGACCGUGAAGUGGAAUCGGAAAUGGCUCAGACUCCAGCACAAGUCCCUGAAGACUUGAUUCGACUGGCAACACCGAACUUACCAUCGCGAUUAGAUACGCCUCAUACACCACCUCCACGAUUCAGUGUUCCAGUAAACCUGGCCGAGUCUCGCCCAAACGAAAUUCCUGCUGUUACUACAGGUCCAACACCAUCGGACUUUUCGAUCAACCAUGGCGGACUUGUCCAAGCUGCCAGGCGCUUUGAAGCCUUCCGAGGAACAACACAGCAUCACCAAUACAUGGCCCUGAGGCCUGACAUGGGUACACGAUCACUCCCACUAGGCACGGUCACCCACGUUCGUGCGGGAUCCGACCUAGAUCCUUCUUCAUCUGCAAGUCAGGGUUUGCGAAGGAAGCCCCUGAACGAGGGGGCAAGGAUGAUUGAGUUCAACCAUGCCACCAACGAAAGCCUUUUUGUUGCUGUCAUAUGUAUGGCACAGGUUCUGACAUAUGCCAGUCUUGCACAGACACUGACAUCUGCCCGACGAAUUGGAGAGUCAUUCUUCGAACCAAAGCGCACAACACACCUUGCUUGGUUCACAUCAGCGUAUGCACUGAGUUAUGGCGCAUCCACUCUUUUUGGCAACCGGAUCGGGAAUGUCUGCGGACAAAGAUAUACCUUCAUCGCUGGAUACAUUUGGUUCGCCCUUUGGAGUCUGCUUACUGGUCUCAGUGUGUAUGUACAGACGAGCGCAAAUGGAGGAGCCGUGUUCUUCUGCUUCUGUCGAGCUAUGCAAGGCAUCGGCCCUGCACUUACUAUUCCAAAUGGACACGGAAUGCUGGUGAGGGCUUAUCCUCCUGGGCCUCGCAAGAUGCUUGUGAUGGGAUUCUUCGAUACCUCCGUCCCUUUCGGAUUUGUUACUGGAUCGGUAAUGACAGGAUUGUUUGCCAAUUAUGCCUCGUGGCCAUGGGCCUUUUACUGCUUGGCCGGCGUAUGUACAGCCCUAGGUAUUUCAAGCAUCCUUGUCAUCCCGGCAAAAAGAGUCUUGGUCUACAAUUUCGAAGGCAACUUGUGGAAGCGGUUAGACAUAUUGGGUUUCGUGUUUGGAAUCGCUGCCUUGAUUUUUUUCAGCGUUGGUUGGAACCAGGCGCCCAUUGUGGGAUGGGAUACUCCCGAGACGUACAUCUUGAUCAUUGCAGGAAUCAUACUUAUACCGCUAUUCACUUUCCUCGAGUCACAGGCCAGUCACCCGUUGGUGCCCUUCAAGCAGAUUCACCUGGCUGCUGGUAUCACACUCGGCUUCGUAACGGCAGCAUCAGCAGCAUUUGGAAUCUGGGCAUGGUAUUUCGUACAGUUUAUCGAAGUUGUCAGGGGUUGGGGUCCUCUUCUCACGAGUGCUGCUCUUGUGCCAGUACUAGUGGUUGGUGUUAUCAUCGCCUUUGUAUGUUGGCCCUUUGCAAAUCGCGAUUUUACAGCACAGUUGAGCAUGGUGGUCUCAUCAAUCACCAUUCUGGUUAGCUCAGCUCUCCUGGCUUCAGCCCCAACUCAACAAGCAUAUUGGGCCAACUCAUUUGUCAGUGCCAUCUUCAUGGGAGUUGGUAUGGUGUUGAUUGUUCCCGCUUCCUCAACUGUGCUCGGACGAGAUGUGCCAGAGGGACAACUGGGACUCGCAAACAGUAUCACCAAUACAGCAGCAGCUUUCGCCUUUUCAGUAGGGCUGGGCAUGGCUGGAGCUGUGGAAAUGGGCAAGGGCGGUGACAAGGAUCCCUUGGGAGGAUAUCGGGAUGCGCAAUACUUUGGCCUAGGACUAGGAGGGCUGGCCUUUAUCUUAGCUCUGGGCCUGUUGUGCGCGGCGUUACUCAGACGCCGAGGUGAGUGAUUUUGAUUGUUUGCAUGGCGUUCCAAGAGCUUGGAGACUUUGAGCCUUAUAUAUACCCCGUGAGCGUAGCAGGAGAUUUACAAAAGCUAAUAAAAACGUACAUUUUUCACAAUAAAGACAUGCGUUAAGUUAAAAAGGUUGCCCGUUCUUUUCGGUUUCUCUCUUGUCUUCUUCGUUGAAUCCUCUUGUGUCUGUACAUACAAACUCCAAUCCGAUGCCGUAUCAUACGAGCAUGGCGACCGCGGGAUUUGGGAUAUAGAGCCAUGUGGGAAAGCCAAACCAAGCAAAGCACUUUGGAAAAUCAGAUACCGUCCAACGCCAGAGAAAUACAUGUCAAUCCCUUCUUUCUUUCUUCCUUUCCCUCCUCCUAGAUUCCAUGGUUUUCGAUCCCCAUUCCCUUUAAGCAGCUUUCGU
Messenger RNA from Fusarium verticillioides 7600, 3183 nucleotides. RefSeq lists its product as hypothetical. The transcript has a single exon. Gene Ontology annotation, cellular component: membrane. Bases 481 to 2769 code for a protein of 762 amino acids. The record is from RefSeq and is a predicted model, not a curated record. NCBI's taxonomy places the organism in Eukaryota, Fungi, Ascomycota, Sordariomycetes, Hypocreales, Nectriaceae. Gene Ontology annotation, biological process: transmembrane transport. Gene Ontology annotation, molecular function: transmembrane transporter activity.